Messenger RNA from Scheffersomyces coipomensis, 3509 nucleotides. RefSeq names its product E1 ubiquitin-activating protein (gene UBA1). Gene Ontology annotation, cellular component: nucleus; cytoplasm. Gene Ontology annotation, biological process: ubiquitin-dependent protein catabolic process; protein ubiquitination; DNA damage response. The transcript has a single exon. The record is from RefSeq and is a predicted model, not a curated record. NCBI's taxonomy places the organism in Eukaryota, Fungi, Ascomycota, Pichiomycetes, Serinales, Debaryomycetaceae. Gene Ontology annotation, molecular function: ubiquitin activating enzyme activity. Bases 423 to 3476 code for a protein of 1017 amino acids.
UUUUUCUCUUUUUGGACUCUGAGUUCUCUUUUUUAGCUUCGCCCUUCAAAAAUUGGCUUUGCCAGCAAACUAAUAUGGCCGCGAAAACUGGUCUCCACUUUAUUUACUACUUUUGGUAAUCUUCAUUUGACUUUACUCCCACUUUUACAUGCAUCCUAUUAUAGCUUGAACAAGCAUAUCCAGAAUAGGUAUAGUCAGAAUUUCAUUAAACCUCAAUUUUAAUUGCUUUCAAGAUAGAGAGUUAACCUUUUGGUCACGUGAAUAACACACCUGCAUAUAACCCAGAGGUGGCAAUUUUGAGUUUCUCAUCCAGAAAUUUGUAAUUCAAAAUGAAUCGUAAUCUCUAUUGUUCAUAUAUAUAAUUUGUCAUAACUAUAUAUAUAAUUACAUCAUUUGAUUGACCAUAAUAAGAAUUAAUCAAGAUGGCUGAAAGUAUGCAAGUUGACACUCCUGAAAUUGAUGAAGGAUUGUACUCCAGACAAUUGUAUGUCUUGGGUAAAGAAGCCAUGCUUAAAAUGCAAAACGCCAAUGUGUUAAUAAUCGGUUUAAAAGGGUUAGGUAUUGAAAUCGCCAAAAACGUUGCCCUUGCUGGGGUUAAAUCAUUGGCUUUAUAUGAUCCAGAACCAGUUGAAAUACAAGAUUUAUCAAGUCAAUUCUUCUUAGAAAGUAGUGAUGUUGGUAAACCAAGAGCUGAAGUUUCUGCUCCAAGAUUAGGAGAAUUAAAUCAAUACGUUCCAAUUAAUGUCCUUUCCGAUUUAAAUAUAGAAACUUUAGCUGAAUUCAAAUGUAUCGUGUCUACAAACAUAAGCUUGGAAGAACAAGUUAGAAUUAACACUUUUACUCAUCAACACAAUAUUGGAUAUAUUAAUGCUGAUGUUAGAGGUUUAUUCGGUCAAUUAUUUGUUGAUUUCGGUGAAAAAUUUACUGUCAUUGAUCAAACCGGUGAAGAACCUCAUACUGGUAUUGUUUCCGAUAUCGAAGCUGAUGGAACUGUUACUAUGCUUGAUGAUAAUAGACAUGGAUUAGAAGAUGGUGAUUUUGUUAAAUUUGCUGAAGUUGAUGGAAUGCCAAAAUUAAAUGAUGGAAAUCCUCAUAAGAUUGAAGUUUUAGGCCCAUACGCCUUUAAGAUUAAAAUUGAUGAAAGUUAUGGUAAAUAUCUUAGAAGUGGAGUCUACACUCAAGUUAAAGUUCCAAAAGAUUUGAAAUUUGAACCAUUAGUUAAACAAUUGGCUAACCCAGAAUACGUGAUUUCUGAUUUCGGUAAAUUCGAUAGACCUGCUCAAUUACAUAUUGGAUUUCAAGCCUUACAUGCUUUCAAGACAAGACACAAUCAAUUACCAAGAUCGUUCCAUGAAGAAGAUGCAAAUGAAUUUUUCAGAUUGGCCGAAGAAGUUGCAUCUCAAUAUCCAACUGUUUUAGGCGAAGAAAAAUUAAAUGAAAAAAUAAUCAAAGAAUUAUCAUAUCAAGCUAGAGGUGAUAUCCCAGGUAUUUCUGCCUUCUAUGGUGGUUUAAUCGCCCAAGAAGUUUUAAAGAAUUGUUCGUCAAAAUUCGGUCCAGUUAAACAAUGGUUAUAUUUUGAUUCAUUAGAAUCAUUACCUCCUGCUGAUAAAUAUCCAAGAAAUGCUGAAGUCACUAAACCUCUUGGUACCAGAUAUGAUGGACAAAUCGCAGUCUUUGGUAAACAAUUCCAUGAAGAUCUUUCAAAUGUUAAAGUAUUUUUAGUUGGUUCAGGAGCCAUUGGAUGUGAAAUGUUAAAAAAUUGGGCUAUGAUGGGUCUUGGUUCAGGUCCAAAUGGUAAAAUUAUUGUAACUGAUAAUGAUUCCAUUGAAAAGUCAAAUUUAAAUCGUCAAUUUUUAUUCAGACCAAAAGAUGUUGGAAGUAAUAAAUCUGAAGUUGCCGCUAGAGCAGUCCAACAUAUGAAUCCUGAUUUAAUUGGUAAAAUUGAAUCUAAACUUGAUAAAGUGGGUGCUGAAACCGAAGAUAUAUUUAACGAUGCUUUUUGGAGACAAUUAGACUUUGUCACCAAUGCAUUAGAUAAUGUCGAUGCUAGAACAUAUGUUGAUCGUCGUUGUAUCUUUUAUAAAAAGGCAUUAUUGGAAUCAGGAACUUUAGGUACCAAAGGUAACACCCAAGUCAUCAUCCCAAACUUGACUGAAUCAUAUUCAUCUUCACAAGAUCCUCCAGAAAAAUCUAUUCCAUUAUGUACGUUAAGAUCAUUCCCAAAUAAAAUUGAUCAUACAAUUGCUUGGGCCAAGUCUUUAUUCCAAGGUUAUUUUGCUGAUUCUCCAGAAACCGUUAAUUUAUACUUAAGUCAACCAAAUUACGUGGAACAAACAUUAAAGCAAAGUCCAGAUGUUAAAGGUACUAUUGAAAAUAUUGCAGCUUAUUUAAACAAACGUCCUUACUCCUUUGAUGACUGUAUCAAGUGGGCAAGACAAGAAUUUGAAAAUAAAUUUAGUCAUGAAAUAUUACAAUUGUUAUAUAAUUUCCCUAAAGAUGCCAAGACCUCACAAGGUGCACCAUUUUGGUCAGGUCCAAAAAGAGCUCCAGAAGCUUUAGUAUUUGAUAUUAAUAAUACUGAUCAUUUCAAUUUCAUCUCAGGUGGUGCUCAUUUAUUAGCUUAUAUCUAUGGAUUAAAAGCACCUGAAUAUAGUUUUGAAGACUAUAAGAAGACUUUAGAUUCCACUCACAUUGCCCCUUUCACUCCAAAAUCAGGUGUAACUAUUGCUGCUACUGAUGCUGAAGCUGAAGAACAAGCUAAUAAUCUUUCUGGAUCAGGUGAUACUGAAGAAGUCAAUAAGAUUGCUGCUACUUUACCUGAACCAAGCACUUUAGCUGGUUAUAGAUUAAUUCCAGUUGAAUUUGAAAAGGAUGAUGAUACCAACCACCAUAUUGAGUUCAUAACAGCUGCUUCUAAUUGUAGAGCUUUGAAUUAUUCCAUCGAACCUGCUGAUGCUUCCAAGACUAAAUUUAUUGCUGGUAAGAUUAUUCCAGCCAUUGCUACUACAACUGCAUUAGUGACUGGGUUAGUUUGUUUGGAAUUAUAUAAGGUUGCUGCAAAGAAUGAUGAUAUAGAACAAUAUAAGAAUGGUUUCAUUAACUUGGCAUUACCUUUCAUUGGUUUCUCGGAACCAAUUAAAUCUGCUCAAGGUAAAUAUAAUGAUAAGACUUUUGAUCAAAUUUGGGAUAGAUUUGAAUUGGAAGGUGAUAUUACAUUACAAGAGUUACUUACUCAUUUUGAAGAAAAGGAAGGCUUAGAAAUUAGUAUGUUAUCAUAUGGUGUUUCCUUAUUAUAUGCCUCAUUUUAUCCACCAAAGAAAGUUAAGGAAAGAUUAGGUCUUAAAUUAACUGAUUUGAUUAAACAAGUGAGUAAAAAAGAUAUACCAGAACAUGUUAACUACUUGAUUUUCGAAAUUUGUGCUGAUGAUAAAACUGGUGAAGAUGUUGAAAUACCUUACAUUUGUGUUAAAUUAUAAUUUAUUUAUACAUAUAUAUCUAAUAAAGAAGUA